Messenger RNA from Hippoglossus stenolepis (Pacific halibut), 639 nucleotides. RefSeq names its product claudin 10a (gene cldn10a). The transcript has 6 exons. Gene Ontology annotation, molecular function: structural molecule activity. Gene Ontology annotation, biological process: cell adhesion; bicellular tight junction assembly. The coding region runs from base 1 to 639 and encodes 212 amino acids. NCBI's taxonomy places the organism in Eukaryota, Metazoa, Chordata, Actinopteri, Pleuronectiformes, Pleuronectidae. Gene Ontology annotation, cellular component: plasma membrane; bicellular tight junction. The record is from RefSeq and is a predicted model, not a curated record.
AUGGGCAACAUGGCAACAGAGAUCGUUGCCUUCCUCCUGACCAUCUCUGGGUGGAUCCUGGUGUCGUCCACCCUGCCGACAGACUACUGGAAGGUGUCCUCCGUGGAUGGGACGGUUAUUACCACAGCCACCUUCUGGUCCAACCUCUGGAAAACCUGCGUCACUGAUUCCACUGGCGUGUCAAACUGCAAAGACUUUCCUUCAAUGCUGGCUCUGGAUGCCUAUAUCCAGGUGUGUCGGGGCCUGAUGAUCGCCGCCGUGUGUCUGGGUUUCUUUGGCGCCAUUCUCGCUCUCGUGGGGAUGAAGUGCACGAAAAUCGGGGGCUCAGAGACGACCAAAGCUCGUCUGACCGUCCUGUCGGGCUUCCACUUCAUCCUCGGCGGCCUGUGCUGCAUGACGGCAUGCUCCAUAUACGCUCACAGGGUCACAAGUGACUUCUUUGAUCCCUUCUUCGUGGCCCAGAAGUUUGAGCUCGGGGCAGCUCUCUUCAUCGGCUGGGCCGGAUCCGUGCUAGCUGAAUAUUCCUACAGAGGACCAGCGUCACUGGUCACAGCGCGCAACAAGUGCAGCAAAACCACCAGCGGCCCGACAGAACCAGUGGAGCCGUCCAGGCAGUUUGGAAGAAACGCCUACGUGUGA